GGAAUGAAUAACACUAUUUUAGUGAUAGUCCUCUCGAGUAGUUGUUUUCUUUUGUUUUUGGUUCGUUUAACUGUCUUGUUUUAGGAUUAUGAAUACUUCAAGAAGUUAUUCUAGUGGAAUGCGUUCAAAAGAUUUGUGUAAAGUGAACAGUUGUGCAGAAUUUGGAUAUUCAUCCGUCUUCGCUGACAUGGAUUCAACCGUAGACAACUCUCCACUGUGGGGAGCCACCCAAUUAAGCUAUCCCGAUUUCAACCGUCAGUGGACCGAUGGUGGUGAUCCGCAUCAGCAAGCUAUACAAUGUCAAUCAGGAGGAUAUCAGCCGUAUUCAAUGGCACCGAUCGAGGGCAAUUAUACCGAAUUACGAACAUCACCGGAAGUCGUCGAGGCAGAUUCCACCAUUGCAGAACACGGUGGAGCGAUGUAUCAUGGAUACCAGCAUCUACCAACGGGUGUCGCUGCCGGGGACUUGUUUCCGGUUCCUACUGGUGGUUAUCAACCGAGUUUUGUAUCACAGCUUCCGUUUUCUAACAGUAACAAUGUUUUGUUGCCAGAGGGUGUAUCGUAUCCGGUGGCCGAGUCUGGUGCCCCUGGACAGAACAUGUCUCCGGAUGGAGGAUACUCUUCAGGGAACUCGGAAUACUACACAUCGUAUCAACUAGUGCCACAAGCUUAUGCAGCUGGAUCGCCUUAUCAAAACGUGGAUUCUCCGCCAGAUACCGAAAACGUGAAAUAUGAAGUGGUUGAAGUGAAGGAAGAGCCAGACGUGUAUCGAAAUGAUCAGUAUUUUAUGGAAUAUGUGCAGCCAAGUGUGAAUGUUAACCAAGGACAAAAGAGUAAACCGAUUAUUCAUGGCAAUGUUUUGAUAAAACCGGCUACCAAUAAGCAAGAAUCAGAAUUGAAACGUGUAGAAUUUGAAGUUCUAGGAGUGCAUAAUCCUAUGAACUAUCCACUCAAUAUUCCGUUACCGCAAGAGCAUGCCCCGUUGAAUCCACAACAACAGCUACAACAUUCCGGAAAGCCCAUAGUACAGCUUAAGGUCAAUUCAACAAAACCACUGGCCAAGGCUCAGACCAAUCAACGGAAGCAGCGUAGAUCACGUCCAUAUCCGGCUGUGGCAUUUGAUCAGCAACCAUCAAUUGACUUAGACCCAUCAGACCCCUCGCCAAAGUUCCGUAUACCACAGGGAAGUCCGCUUCCAGCUUAUAAUAAACCGGAGGAGGACGAAUCAGAAGAAGGUAAUGCUCGCAGGUCCGCCCGUCCGAGCGUUAUCGAGUGCAGUGAUUACAAGUGCAACAAGUGCGGUACCUUCUUUGCCCGCCAGUGCGGUCUGACUCAGCAUCAGAAGUGGAUCCAUGCCGAGCGGAAGUUUCAGUGUGAACGGUGCGGUAAGAAGUUCCCCUCGCAGGAUGAUUUGACCAAACACAUAAAGCGGCACGAUAUGCAAGACAAACCGUUCAAGUGUCUGCUUUGCCCCAAACAGUUUUGUCACAAAAAUGAUCUCCGCCGGCACAUGUACCGCCACGAGGAAAGCACUCCCUACAAGUGCGACCUUUGCCCGAAGUGCUUCAUCCGUAAGGACCAUCUGUUGGCCCAUCAGUUAUCGCACGAUCGUCGCGAUAAGAAGUGCAUCGAUAAGGAGAAUGGCAUUCUUUUCUAGGGCCUUAUCUGAACGAAUGGAGAGGAACCCCGCUAACGGUUUGCAUAUCAGGGGAGCACGUCUUCUCAAAGCAAUAACCUCAUAGAUACUAAUGAUUCAUUCUUUUGAUUUUUUGCUAAAUAAUAUUCAUACAAUGGCAAUCCGGUGACUAAUGCAAUGGAUUAGGCAGAUGCUGUCUUAAAGAUCUGCGUACUUAUUUCGGUUCCUUUUUAAAUGGAUAGUGUGCAAAACAAAAUGUUGUUUGUUAAAUGAUUGUAAGAAAACCGUUGUUCAUUCCCCAGUUAGCGGGGUCAGUUGUGCGAUCGUCAUAUUAAUUGUAUUUAUUUAAUAAUUUUUAACGAUUCAAUUGUACGUUGACAAAUAGUUCAUGUUUGUACAAUAAUAGUUUCAUUAUUUGACAAAGUACAUUUUAUGCGAUAUUGAUGCCUUACAUUUAUAUGCAAUGUAAACAUAUCUAAAAUAAUAAUAAUAUGAAUCAAUGUAAUUAGGAAUAAGAUUAAUAAUGCAACAAGAAGAAAAAUAAACAAUGAAGCGACUUAUAAGUUAAUGCUUAGCAUUGAAAACUUUAGAUACGUGAUUGAAACAGUGAAAACAUUUACUAGAACAUUUACAUUUACUAGAAAAGUAGUACGUGAUUUCUCUAGAUUUAAUGUGAAACUUUAUAAUUUUUAAAAAUCUUAUCAUUAAGUACAAUCUGUCGAAUUUAUGUGAAAAACUACCAUUUUUUUAUUAGUAUUUCAAUUAUGUAUUCAAAAUUAAUGAAAAAAUAUAAUAAUACAAAUGUUGUUCCCAAGAUA
Armigeres subalbatus is the source of this 2454-nucleotide messenger RNA. Its product is annotated as zinc finger and SCAN domain-containing protein 12-like. NCBI's taxonomy places the organism in Eukaryota, Metazoa, Arthropoda, Insecta, Diptera, Culicidae. Bases 89 to 1657 code for a protein of 522 amino acids. Gene Ontology annotation, molecular function: DNA-binding transcription factor activity; RNA polymerase II cis-regulatory region sequence-specific DNA binding. The record is from RefSeq and is a predicted model, not a curated record. The transcript has 3 exons. Gene Ontology annotation, biological process: regulation of transcription by RNA polymerase II.